Molecule: messenger RNA, 1242 nt
Organism: Adineta steineri
Lineage: Eukaryota; Metazoa; Rotifera; Eurotatoria; Adinetida; Adinetidae
Source: the annotation of a GenBank genome assembly
AUGACUACGUAUCGAUAUAAUAAAACAUUAAGCAAACGAAAUAUGUGGAUAGGCGAAACGCUUUCUCUUUAUUAUCGUAUAUUUUUUUAUUACUUAUACUCUGGAAAAGGUAUUGAUGCAUAUCGAACAAGCGGAAUUGAUCGGCGUGUAUUAAUCCAUAUAUAUUCACUUGUUUUAACAAUUCGUCUUUUUUCUUUUCGACAUUAUCGAGCAAAAUCUUAUGGUGAAGAUUUACGUGCUAAUUUACGUAAUGUUAUUGUACCAUUUACUAUUAUUCCACUUUCAAUAUUUUGUUUCAAUAAAUUUAUUUGUUUAUUUUUUUUAAUAUUUAUUUAUCCAUUAUGGGCAUUGAUUGGUUCAAUUUAUUUAUCAAUAUAUGAUACAAAAAAUUCUCAAACUAUAAAUCAAUAUUUUUAUGAACAAUUAUUAAAACCAAAUUAUUGGUUUGCAACAUGGCGUAUGAAUUGUACAAUUGUUGCUUAUCAUUCAUAUAAAAAGUGGGAACAAACUAAACAACAAUAUUCGAUGGAAGAUAAAGGUCGAUUUUUAAUUGAAGGAAAAAAAUUAAAUAUACCAGUAACACCUAUAUUAGAAAUACCUCGGAUUAUGAUUAAACAUAAAUCAAUUGAAGGUGGAAUGGGAAUAAAUGUUUAUGAUAAUUUUGCUAUAAAUGAUGGUGACUGGAUUAUUCAAAAAGUAUUUUCAAAUAGUGAUUUUAUUCAAAAUCUUGUCACAUCUAAUGCACCACUUUCAACUGUUCGUAUAAUAACUUCACGUGAUUCUUCAUCAUCAUUAAUUAAAGUAAAAACAAUGGUUUUUCGUGCUGGUCGUUUUCAACAAAAAACUGAUCAUAAUGCAAUUUUUUAUAAUAUUGAUUUUAAUUCUUCACAUUGUUUAUCAAGUGGAACAACGAAUCGUCAUUGGUAUCAAAGUGGUUUAAAAUCAUUUGAUACAACAAGUAUGUGGCAAGGACAAAAUUAUUCUAUUCAUCCUGAUUCUUAUCAACAACUUGAAGGUAUUAAAUGGCCGAAUGUUAAUGAAAUGAUUCAAUGUGUUUCUCAUGCACAUGAAAUCUUAUGUCCUGAUAUACCUAUUAUUGGAUGGGAUGUUGCAUGGACAAAUGAAAAUAAUCAACUGAUGUUACUUGAAUUAAAUAUUUCAUGUAAUUUUUUUAAUGGACAUUUUGAUACAAAAGACUAUACAAAUUUUUGUUAUGAUUGGUUUCAUACACUUGAUAUUUAA